Rhodofomes roseus is the source of this 1788-nucleotide messenger RNA. Its product is annotated as Mfs1.2. Lineage: Eukaryota; Fungi; Basidiomycota; Agaricomycetes; Polyporales; Fomitopsidaceae. The record is from RefSeq and is a predicted model, not a curated record. The transcript has 7 exons. Gene Ontology annotation, biological process: transmembrane transport. Bases 1 to 1788 code for a protein of 595 amino acids. Gene Ontology annotation, molecular function: transmembrane transporter activity.
AUGAGGCCUCAAGAAUCACAUCUCGAGCUGGUUGGUCACGAUCCGUCGCACUCUGACAUCUCCCUUGUACAUCUAGGAAAGAGUCCAGGCUCGCGAUCCGAUUUCACCCUCACACCUGGCUCGCGUUCUGAAUUCUCCUUUGCUACUCCUGGGUCUCAGUCAGAAUUUCCUCUCGUGAAGCAUGAUGCGUCCCCCGAAGAUGCUGGAUUCCCCUCGGGGCGAAAAAGCUCAGGCCCGCCGCAGACAUCCCGGAAAGGGAAGACCUUCUGGUUGAUUCUCUUCGCUCUGGUGAUCUCAUUCUUCAUGGUUGUACUCGAGGGUGCAUCCGUGGGCAAUGCGUCGCCCACAAUCGCGAGUGACCUCAACAUAUCCGAGUUCGCAUGGAUUGGAACAGCUUACGGUCUAUCAUCUACCGCCCUCCUGCCUCUGAGUGGCGGACUCGCCCAGAUCUUUGGUCGGCGACCAGUGAUGCUUGUGUCCCUUGCUAUCUUCGCUGUGGGAGGAGCACUGUCAGGCGCUUCCACAGGUUCAGCAACUCUCUUCGCCGGUCGCACUGUCCAAGGGUUGGGUGGCGGCGGCGUGCUGACAUUGAGCUCCAUUAUCCUGUCGGAUAUCGUCGCGCUCCAUGAACGCGGGUUGUAUAACGGCAUCCUCGGUCUUGCUUGGAGCGCUGCAUCCGGUGUAGGACCGGUGAUCGGCGGGUCGUUCGCGCAAAACGGACACUGGCGCUGGCUCUUCUACAUGAACAUACCCUUCGCGGGUCUCGCUGCUGUAUUGGUUUUGUUUUUCGUUAAGCUCCCGACGCCACCGGGGACCAUGCGGUCAAAACUUGAACGUAUUGACUGGAUUGGAAAUGCUCUCGUAAUGGGGAGCACAACAGCUGUUGUGAUAGGAUUGACAUGGGGCGGCGUUGAUUACGCUUGGACCUCUGCCCAAGUACUAGUCCCGCUCAUCGUAGGCGGCGUCGGAUUCGUACUAUUUAUGCUGUACGAAGCCCUUUGGGCGAGGCAUCCUCUCAUUCCAAUAUCUCUCAUUCUCAACCGCACCAGUAUAAGCGGGUUCAUUCAAACCGGUCUUCUAUCUGUGCCUCUCACAGGGCUUAUGUAUUACCUCCCUGUGUACUACCAAGCGUGCACGCUCGCCUCACCGAUACGCGCAGGAACGCUCGUCUUCGGUGUCGCGUUCACCGUCGCGCCUACCACCAUCGUCGCCGGUGCACUCAUCACUGCUACGAAACGCUACCGUCCGCCAAUCUGGUUCGGCUGGGUCCUGCUCCUCGUCGGGCAAGGCCUCCUCACCACCCUCAAGGCAACGAGCACGAAGGCCACGUCCAUCGGCUUUCAAAUCCUGACCGGCAUCGGCAUCGGCGCCGUGUACAGCUCCACGUAUUUCCCCGUCCUCGCCCCGCUGCCCGUCGAGCAGAACGCGCCGGCGCUCGCGCUCUACGUCUUCCUCAGGAGCUUCGCACAGAUCUGGGGCGUCGCCAUCGGCGCAACCGUCCUCCAGAAUCAACUCUCGUCGCGGCUACCCCAGGCCUUCCUCGCAACACUGCCCAGCGGUGCGGGCGUCGCGUACUCCUCGAUCCCCGCGAUCCCCGCGCUCGCGUCGCCGCUGAGGGAGGAGGUGCAGGUCGCGUUUGCGGAGAGCCUGGACGUGCUGUGGCGCGUGCAGUGUGCGCUAUCUGCAGUCGGCGCGUUUGCGAGCUUGUGGAUGAAGGGUUUGCCGCUUCACACGGGCACGGACAGGAAGUGGGACGUGGACGGAGUGGAGGAUGAGAGCGAGAAGUAG